Messenger RNA from Alternaria alternata, 2631 nucleotides. RefSeq names its product kinase-like protein. Gene Ontology annotation, molecular function: protein kinase activity; ATP binding. The record is from RefSeq and is a predicted model, not a curated record. The transcript has 2 exons. Bases 378 to 2444 code for a protein of 688 amino acids. Gene Ontology annotation, biological process: protein phosphorylation. NCBI's taxonomy places the organism in Eukaryota, Fungi, Ascomycota, Dothideomycetes, Pleosporales, Pleosporaceae.
CCCUUGCCGUCCCACAACUCCCCGCCAAAACUUGCGCGCGCCGCCCAAACAAGAGACGACUCCAUGACAACAGUCAGCGCUACCUGAGGGACAGUGUCAUGCUACUUGUACACGACAAUCGCGACGCAGCUCGCAACGCCUUCAGUCACCGUCUGUGGGCCAUCGACUGAGGUCCCUGCCAAUAUCUCUAUACCUCUACAGCUUCCCCGCACCGCGCGAGGUGCUACGACUGCACACAUCACAGGUAACUAGGUGGAGACGGCUACGUCAGCCGUUGUUUGCAUAGGCGAAAAACUGCAGCACAUUGCCAGAUAGUCAAAGACGUUGCGCCGUCCUCUGAAGCUGGCGGCCAGGCCGACGUCGCAAGUCGCACCAACAUGUCGCUGAUUCCCUACGCCCCAGCCGAGUCGCGCGAGAUUGUACUUCGCCAUGGUUCCGCCGUCGUCGUCUACGACCAACGCUCGAAACAACUCUCCCUCCGCGAUGCCUCCCACGCGACCGACAUUGGCUCCACGUCAUGCCCUUACUGCCACCGACCCUACCGUGAACCGUCGCCGCAUUCGGAACACGACAGCGACGAGCCAGAGCAUGCCGUGCCAGGCAUCCCCGCGGAAAAUGGCUUUGUCAAUCCCGCCUACUUCCAAAUGCUGCGCCGGAGCCAGCCAGGCUCAACAGAGCCGUCGCGACCCUCGUCACCACACAAACAACUGGCGCCGGCACCCAUGCGCAUGAGCAGCUUCCAAGCACCAGAAGGAACCGAGUUUGUGGGGAGCACACCGGUGCAGCCUGCUAGGAGCCAGGGCAUUUCCGCUCGGGCCUUUAGUCCAAACUAUUUCAAGGAUUUCUUCGUAGAAGAGCGGGAGCUGGGCAGAGGCGGCAAGGGCGUGGUUCUACUGGUCCAGCAUGUUCUCGAUGGCGUGCAUCUGGGCAAGUUCGCAUGCAAGCGCGUGCCGGUGGGCGACGACCAUGAAUGGCUAGAGAAGGUGUUGAUAGAAGUCCAACUACUCCAGACCUUGUCCCACCAGAACCUAGUGUCCUACCGCCACGUGUGGUUAGAAGACUACCAGAUAUCCAGCUUCGGACCGAGUGUGCCUUGCGCUUUCAUACUGCAACAGUACUGCAACGGCGGCGAUCUCCAUAGCUAUAUCCUCGACUCGGCCAAAACUUCCAUCACAAAGGAGCAGAUGAAGGAGCGACUGCGGCGGAGGUCCAAGGGUCAGUUGGGGGAUCCAGAGGAUGUGCAUGGUCCGCGUCGCAUGCACUUUGAAGAGAUUAUUUCCUUUUUCAAAGACAUUACGUCUGGACUGAGCCACCUGCACGCCAACGGCUAUAUCCACCGGGACCUGAAACCCAGUAAUUGUCUGCUCCAUCGAACUGGCCGCAAAGUCAAAGUCCUAGUCAGCGACUUUGGAGAAGUACAGUCAGCAUCUGGAACCAGGAAUUCUACGGGAGCGACUGGAACGAUUUCGUAUUGCGCACCGGAAGUGCUGAGGCAAGAGAGACCGGGUGGUGCGUUUGGCAACUUCACCACGAAGAGUGAUAUCUUUUCGCUUGGCAUGAUUGUCUACUUUAUGUGUUUUGCGCGACUUCCGUAUCGGAAUGCGGAUGGUGUUGAUGAGGAUAACGAGGAUCUAGACCAGUUGCGUGCUGAGAUAUCGACUUGGGCGGGCAUCGACGACGAACAACGCGUUCGAUCGGAUUUGCCUGAAAAAUUGUACAGGAGUUUGAAGAGGCUUCUUGCUAUCAACCCUGACGAACGGCCUGGCGCAGAAGAGAUUUUACACGUACUAAAGUCGCCUCUAGUUUUCGACGAGUACAAUGCAUCCACAUACCCCGCCCCAUCUGGUCUGGACGAGUUCAGUCCGCGGAUCUCGAGAGCCGACACACCCAGCCCGUCGCCAACCCAAGGCAACAAGAAGAGCAGGGGCGUAAACUACACACGGCCAGGACGAUCCCAUCUUAGUGCUACCGUCAUGGAUCGGUCGCCUAGUCCGCCGCGUCCAGAAUUCAUGAGGAGACAGUCAUCAGAAGAUGGAGCCGUCAUUCUGAGGAGAGGAAGCAAGUUGGAGUUUCCACCACCGCAGCCUUCUGGAGGGAGAACGCCGAGUCCGCAACGGUUGAUGUUACCUCCACCACUACCACCCACGACAUUAGCAAGGUUCUACAGACAUGUCAAGGAUCCUGCGGCUGUCAAUGCGGCAAAAAUUGUGCUGUUCUGUGCAAAGGCUUACAGUCUGCUUUCUCCUUGUCAGCCUUUUGCAGCAGAUGCGCGAGUACUGUACCCGUUACUUUGCAUGGCGUCACUCGACUUCUUCCGUGUUGGCGGGUUGGGUGGGUUGGGACGCUCGGUCCUGCUUUUGUGCGCGCAUUUGGUGGUGGUGGGUGUGACUUGGAGAGUGGAUAGGCUGUGUGCUGGGAGGAGUGUGGCUUGGGAUGGAAUGUAGCGACGACUGGGCAUGACUUUCUUCCUGCUGCUGUUGUUGUGGGUAUCAGGAAGACAUGUUCUAUAAUCCGUCUCUGUGGUGUUCGAAAAAGGCGCAAAAGACAUGGGGUGGCUUGGACUUGAUGCAUUUGAACUUGUGAUACCUCUGUAGUACUGAUAUUGCGCAAUAAAAUAGUUGAAGAUAUGCU